AUGCUGUUUGAAGAAACUUUAAGAAACAACACCUUCUAUAGCGACAACAUUAGCGAUGGCAACCAUUACAGUCGACACGAUGACCCGUGGGGCCCGAGGAGAGACCCGCUACCGGUCGUCGUGCCCGUGACGCUCAUCUACACUCUGAUAUUUGCCACGGGGAUUGUGGGCAACGUGAGCACGUGUAUAGUGAUCGCCCGAAACAAGUACAUGCACACGGCCACCAAUUACUAUCUGUUCAGUCUUGCCGUGUCCGACCUGCUGCUGCUGUUGACCGGAUUGCCGCAGGAGAUUUAUCAAACAUGGUCCAGAUAUCCAUAUGUGUUUGGAGAGAUGUUUUGCAUAAUCAGAGGGUUUGCAGCAGAGACGUCGACGAAUGCUACUGUAUUGACAAUUACAGCGUUUACCAUUGAAAGAUAUGUUGCAAUUUGUCAUCCGUUUAUAUCACACACAGAAUCCAGUCUUCCGAGAGCAUUUAAAUACAUUUUAAUCAUUUGGGUCAUAGCGUUGACACUUGCUUUUCCUCAGGCCAUACAGAUGGGACUCGUGUACGGACGCGAACAGGACGGCACGAUCAUACCAGAGCUGUCCACGUGUGGGCUGGCCAACAAGCUGCCGUACUCGUUCGAACUGUCUUCGGUACUGUUCUUCCUGGCUCCGUGGACGCUCAUCGUCGUCCUGUACAUACUCAUCGGCCUCAAGCUGUACAAAUCCAAGCGCGACUCGUCCAGGACAACGUGCUCGGCCCACUGCCGGCACACCGCAUGCCUGAGCUCCACCAACACCAGGGCCACAGGGCGUGUAGUGAAAAUGCUUGUUGUCGUGGUGGUGGCCUUUUUUGUCUGUUGGGCGCCGUUUCAAGCCCAAAGGCUGGUUGCCAUCUACGGAGACGUUAAUCACGAGGACCAUUCGAGCACUUCGAUAAUCGAUGCAAACGUCUAUCAGGUGCUAAACUACGUAUCGGGAAUCUUGUACUAUUUGUCGGCCACUAUCAACCCGCUUCUGUACAAUCUCAUGUCGUACAAAUUCCGGACUGCUUUCAAAGAAACUUGGAGAUCUUGCAAAGGGGCCAGUGGAAUAAGUCCCGAUCACGGCAUGCCCACCUUGGACUACAAAUGGCAAAGACACCACAGCCAUAGCAGAAGCUUCAGCAGCAGUCAUUUUGACGAGGUGAAUUCGAUGAAACGACUGAUGGCCAACAAGUCCUGGCAACCUACGAUCGUAGCGAUAAAUGAGACGGGUGACACAGGUACGUCGUCGGCCGUGGACAAAUCACUGCGGUUUCCACGCAAAAUGAUCUUCAGCAAACAAGACGCAAUCAAAGAAAGCAGCACGGCAAUGCUGGAAAACGGAAUUACUGUUGGCGUGUUGACCAAUAACGACAGGACAACCACGAUGCUGAUGACGCCGAAUUAA
This is a messenger RNA of Macrosiphum euphorbiae (potato aphid), 1416 nucleotides long. Lineage: Eukaryota; Metazoa; Arthropoda; Insecta; Hemiptera; Aphididae. The record is from the annotation of a GenBank genome assembly.